Molecule: messenger RNA, 2994 nt
Organism: Schizophyllum commune H4-8
Lineage: Eukaryota; Fungi; Basidiomycota; Agaricomycetes; Agaricales; Schizophyllaceae
Exons: 1
Coding region: 1-2994 (997 amino acids)
Source: RefSeq, a predicted model, not a curated record
AUGGACCUCCUCGAAUGCUACAUUCCCAUCUACGACGUCAAUCGCUCUCUCCGCUUCACGACGGGGCUGAACGACAACGAGUGGACUUCGUAUGGGGGACCGCCACCCGCCGACAUCGAGCAGAUCGAUCUGGCUAGUCGCUUCUCCCUCACCACGGACGAGAUCGCUCUGCUCAUCGCCGCCUGGAACAAUGGCGAACGCCCCUGGGCCGGCUUCUCCCCCACUACGGCACUCUGCGUAGGUGAGGACCCGGUGGGCUGGCUCCUCCCCGGCGUGCCCGAUGGUGCGAUCGUUCCCGCGGACGGCCACUUCAUUGUCAAUCAGAACUGGAAGACGCAGGCUAAUUUGGUCGCCCCUCGCAUUGCCGCCUCGUGCUUCCAAAUCGUCGGAGUACUCCCCUCCAUCUUCGAACGCCACGUCCACGGGCGAGUUAUACCCUGCCACCCUUCGACCUACACCGAAGAAUCCCUCGAGAACGUGGACUUCGACUCGGAGGCGAAUGGUCGCAAGUACCUCGCCGCGUUAGCUAACGAGGUCAUCGUGAACAUGGGCUUCCUGCGCUGGUUUAUGACCUGUGUGCCCGAGUGGGAGAAGCUGGUACCCGAGGAGGUGGCAUCCUUCAUCAAGAGACUUCGCCUCCGCGAUCGCGAAUGCCGCGGAUACUUUUGCGACCCGGUCCUGGACUGGCCUUCCAUGGACCUUCCUUGGCUGUGCGCGAACAAGGUGCCUAUCCAUUACGUUUGGACGGAGGAGGCGGAGCGGCAGCAACGCUUCAUCCAGCUCAACCCCGCGUAUCUUAAGCAUCAUCGGCGCGUCUCUCGUCGCCUCGACCGACAACCGACCUGGGACGAGUUCAUGCAGGACCACGACGACUGGCAGUUCGUCUGCCUCACCAACCGAUACCUCGACGAGCAGGGCGCCCCCUUGACGACUGUGGCCUCCAAGAACGUCGAGGAUAGGCCGUACUACAUGCGGGCGCACGAACUCUGGUACCCGCACCGCGUGGAGAACUUAGGGAUCGUACGUCGAGCCCUGGACCGCGACUGUGACGCGGGCGUGCCGCAGUACUACGAGCAAGAGGAAGGCCCUCCUCCUGUCUGGAUCAACGGCUGGACCGGGUCGACCAUCUUCCAAGAUGUGCGCCUCAAGGAUCGCAUUGACUUCUACGGCCUCCCUCCCAUCCUGCGAGGAUGCGGGGAAGUCAACUGCCGGGAGCUCAAGAAGAUCUCGUGCGCGCCGACCCCAGAAGAGAUGCGCCUCGCGGGAGAACGUGAGCGACUGGAAGCGCGUCUGCCUAAUCUCAUCCAAGCUUCGGAGCGCCCUCAGGCCCGGGACUCUCAGGAAGCGCACGCUUCUCAUCGCGCGCACGAGCGCCUUUCCGAGGGACUCAAGGAAAAGACCCUUCCAGCCAGCUCGCGCUCGAAGCUGCCUCUAGCUCAACGCCUCUCCUCGCCUGUGCCCGCUCCUAUGCCGGUGGGAGGACCCCUCGCAGCGCGUUUGGGGCCGCCGGCGGGCGCGUCUCCCUCGCGCACGCCUUCAGUUGCGCCCCCCGCGGAGCCUCUCGCCUCGCGCAUGGGACAGCGGGUGGAGACGGCGCCCGAAGACGCUAUGGACUGGGAGGCGGACCCCGCCGGAGCCUGGACGCCUGGGGGUUGGUUGGCCUCGCUGGACCCUCCGUCGGACCCGGGGGACCGCCUUCGCGCCCCGCUUCCCCGACAGGGAGAGUCCCCGCGUCGCGCUCCGCGUUCCCGCGCUCGCUCGCCCUCGAGGGACCCGGGACCUUCCUCGCGCCGUCGCAGUGCUUCUCCUCCUCCUCGGGUGAGGACUUCCUUCCCUAUCGGUGCUCCGUCCUCUUCCUCCUCCGCGCGAACCGGCAGCCUCCUCGCCGCGCUCAGGCCGAUCGAGCCUGACGGGGAGGGGAUUGUAACUGUCCCCAACCCGGCGAGCCGAAGCACGAAGGUGACGCGGUUCAACUCGUCGGACUGGAAGCUGAAUCUACGCCAACUCGAGCUUGAGCUCGCUGCUCUACGAGGAAAAUCUUCGCCCGUCGAAUGCGUGCCUGAUGUGCGCAAGCAAAUCGAGUCCAUCCGCUGGGCACAGCCGGUCCUACGCCACGCCUACAUUGGCGUCGACCAUCCGGAGGACGAGGUGCGCCUUUGGGCAUGGGGGGCCGACGAGAAGGCGCACUCUCGCAUAACGAGCCUGCUGAACCGAGUCUUGGCGACGGCACGGCCGAUGCGCAUCUGCUUCCCAGUCUCGAUGUUCCCUCGGGAAGCUCCCCCGGACGCGCUCAAGACAACGCAUGGUCACAACGUUCCUCAACUCACGCUGGUCGACGAGAAGUACGAUGUACUCGCGAAGGACUACCUGCACGGGCUCAAGAUGCUGGCCACCAAGCCCCAUGCGGGCUGCUUCAUAUUCCUCGGAGGAGCCGCCAACUUCGUCGUCCGCAGACUCAUGUGGGACGACGUAGUCGAUCGUAUCGGUCAGGGUCCCUGCGAGGAGACCACCCAGCUGCAGAAGGGCAAGCGAGCGUACCCGGGCGACGGCGUUACCACCUACUACGACUACGCCUCGAAGGCCGAGCGCGACUUCAUCCUCGGGAGGGCUUACUGCCCCGCCAAGGGCGAUCACAACGCGAGUACGCGCUCCUACUUCCCGCCUCAUCGCGUCUGGUUCGGCGAGGAUCGAGACUGGUACGGCGAGUGGACGGAGUUCGACGAGGAGAUGUGCCUCUCCAUUCUCAUCUCUAUCAAGAACGGGACGGCGGAACCGAAGACGGACAGCGACUGGAUCAAGUACUUCUCGCACGACCGCGUCCGCGUCGUGCGGCACAAGAAGCUCUAUCACCUCUAUCGCAACAAGCUGUCUAUCCGCAGCGCUCUCGCCUGGGCCCAGUACCUGCGGGAGAUCCACGGUCUGGAGACGGGCGCCUGCCGCCGCGUUGGAACCUUGCUCGACACGCUCGAGCCACGCUUCUUGCUCAAGGAGUAG